AUGGGGGUGCUGACAUUCCCCAGUCUGUACAAAGACAACAAGCUGCAUCUGUUUGCACAAUGGACGACUGACAGGGACUGGAAAACGGGCUGCUACAACGCGGACUGCCCGGGGUUCGUGCCGUGCAAAGACAGCUUCGCUGGGGUACCCAAGCCUGGGAUGGUCAUCGAGGAGCUCUCCUCCUACGGCUCGACCGACUCCAGCGUCAUCCUCCAGAUUGUCAAGGACGAGCGGCCAGGCAUCGGCGGCGACUGGUGGCUGUACCGCGUGGCCGGGCCCGUGCGGUUCCCGCUGGGCCACUGGCCCGCGUCCCUGUUCACGAGCCUGUCCCGGCACGCGAUGGAGGCGGCGUGGUACGGCGCCGCGGGCUUCGCGCGGCGCGGCGACGACCCGCCGGCGAUGGGCAGCGGGCGCGGCCCCCGCGAGGGGCCCGGGCGGGCGGCCUACUUCGCGGACAUCAGCCUCAUGGACAACAUGGCCUACCCGGUGGACGACCCGAGCCUCGGCGGCGUGACGGCCAUGCUGAACGCCGAGCGGUGCUACCAGGUGGCCAUGGACGCCGGCGGCCGCAACACCUUCUUCUAUGGUGGGCCCGUCAGCAAUUACUGUGUGUAA
Molecule: messenger RNA, 615 nt
Organism: Setaria italica (foxtail millet)
Lineage: Eukaryota; Viridiplantae; Streptophyta; Magnoliopsida; Poales; Poaceae
Exons: 4
Coding region: 1-615 (204 amino acids)
Source: RefSeq, a predicted model, not a curated record